AUGAUUACAAAUAUGAGAUCAGCUACCUUAUCAACGAAGUUUCAAUUUCAACCCUACGGUAUGGUUACACGUAUUAAUAAUAUGCUACCGACUUCCGCCACCGCCACCCCCACCCCAGUAGGCUGCCGUUUUAAAUCAUCAUUUGUCCCUGCUGAACCAUUGAACAUUCAUGAUUUGAAUGAACAGACAGUCAAAGCCCAAUAUGCAGUGAGAGGGAAAAUACCAAUUAUUGCUGAUGGUUUAAGUGAUUUGAUUAGAAAAUCACCAACAAGUCAUGGAUUGCCAUUUAACAAGAUUGUAAAUGCAAAUAUUGGAAAUCCACAGCAAUUGGAUCAAAAACCAUUGACUUGGUAUAGACAAGUGUUAUCCAUUUUGCAGUAUCCCGAAUUAUUGAAAGAGGAUCUGGGAGCAAAAUAUCCAUCCGAUGUUAAGCAAAGAGCAAAAGCUAUUUUGGAUAAUGUUGGUUCCAUCGGUGCUUAUUCUCUGUCUCAGGGUGCUGCUUAUUUUAGACAAUCGAUUGCUGAAUUUAUUACAAGAAGAGAUGGAGGAGAGUUUUCUUCAAACGCCAAUGAUAUCUUUUUAACUUCAGGUGCAUCUGCUGCUGUAUCAUACUUGUUACAAAUUUUAUCUCAAGAUGAAAGUUCAGGUUUUUUGAUUCCUAUUCCACAGUAUCCAUUGUAUACUGCCACCAUAGCUUUGAAUGAUGCACAACCCAUUGGUUAUUAUUUGGAUGAAUCAAAAGGUUGGGCAACUAACCCACAAGAGAUACGCCAAUUGAUCAAAGAAAGUGCUGACAAAGGUAUCAAAAUUAAAGCAUUGGUUGUGAUUAACCCUGGUAACCCAACUGGAGCAAUCUUGUCGCGUGAUGAUAUUGUUGAACUUAUCUCCAUCGCGGCUGAGCAUGGUAUCGUUUUGAUUGCUGAUGAAGUGUACCAAGAAAAUGUCUUUAGUGGAAGAUUCUAUUCCUUUAAACGUAUUUUGUCGGAGUUGAAGGAGAAACAUCAUGAUUUAUACAAACACGUUCAAUUGGCUUCUUUGCAUUCAACUUCAAAAGGUGUUAGUGGAGAAUGUGGACAACGCGGAGGUUACAUGGAACUUGUGGGAUUUAAGUCUGAUGUUAAGGAUGUUAUAUUUAAAUUGGCAUCUAUCAAUUUAUGCUCAGUUGUUUCAGGACAAGCAAUGGUUGAGUUGAUGGUAAAUCCACCCAAAAAAGGUGGUGAAUCAUAUGAUUUAUACGUGAAAGAAACAACUACGGUUUUUAACAAUUUGAAAACAAGGGCAGAAGCACUUUAUGAAGCAUUUUUAAACAUGGAAGAUGUGUCAGUUGAUAAACCACAAGGAGCAAUGUACAUAUUCCCAAGUCUCAAUUUUGAUCCUAAAGUUUAUCACAAAUUAUUUUCAAGAGCCAAGAAUUCAAGUCUUGAAAUUGAUGAUUUAUACUGUAUCGAGCUUUUGGAACAUACUGGUAUUUGUUGUGUUCCCGGUAAUGGAUUUGGACAAAAACCAGGCACACAUCAUUUGAGAACCACAUUUUUACCACCUGGUGAAGAAUGGAUUCAAAGAUGGGCUAACUUUCAUAAAGAGUUUGUUAAGAAAUAUAAGGAUACAGCUGUUAGUGCAUAA
Lodderomyces orthopsilosis Co 90-125 is the source of this 1623-nucleotide messenger RNA. RefSeq names its product alanine transaminase (gene ALT1). The coding region runs from base 1 to 1623 and encodes 540 amino acids. NCBI's taxonomy places the organism in Eukaryota, Fungi, Ascomycota, Pichiomycetes, Serinales, Debaryomycetaceae. Gene Ontology annotation, molecular function: pyridoxal phosphate binding; L-alanine:2-oxoglutarate transaminase activity. Gene Ontology annotation, biological process: biosynthetic process. The record is from RefSeq and is a predicted model, not a curated record. The transcript has a single exon.